AAGACAUUGAUAUGGACAUGGGGACUGCAUAGGUACAUUAUUGCGUACCUACCAGGUCCUACCUACUAGGGUAUCAUAACUUCAUUAUAUUACAAAGCUCACUCACUACCUACCUCUAUCUACCUUGGUAGACAAUACGCACUAUGAACCUUUUCGCAACAACUCGAACAAAUCCAGCAACGUUACUAACUCAUUUUAGAUGAAACUUACAUCAUUGAUCAUGUUUCCUUCGCCUUUCUUGCCAUGUCUACUCUACACAAGGUAGCAUUAUCCAAGUUUCGGGUUGGGCCCGGUUCUCUGUGGCCAUCCGCUCAAGCCUGGAGCAAAAUACUGUCGCGAUUGACCAGGUCUAGAAGGUGUCGCCAUCCAUCCCUUCGACUGUCUCCUAGUCGUAUAAUAUCUCUUCGUUUGCGAUGCCAGACUGACAGCAAAAAACAUUCAUACGGUCAUGCUUUCAGAUUUGCUGCUCAAAAGCGGGCUGAUAGGCUUCCCCUGAUAAUGCUACAAGCUUGGCUAGCCAAAGAGAAUACUCAAAACGAGCAAAACGAGCCUCUUGUUUCUCCAUAUCUUCACUCAAUCACUCCAUACGAGUGGACUGAACGCUUUGAUGGCUUAGCAUCUCGAGGUUGGUCUGCCCAAGAUGUAGACCAUUGGAUAUGGAUACUAUCUGGAGAGGACGGAGAUACCCGUGUUCAACGGUUGGUCUCGACCGAAUCCCCAAACCCCUUAUUCCUCGUGAAUAUCUUAUCGCGUUGCGAUGAGAGGUUUCGCAAUGCUUCUUCUCCAUUGUCUAUAAUGGCAUAUACGUCCAAGCAUUACUUUAAUUCCCCAAACCCUAUAAAUGUUUAUCAGUUUCUACUCCUACUUCGCCGUCUUGUUCAUCAUACAAUGCGACUGUGCCCUAGGUCAAUUGUCACUGUUGCGCGAUUCACGGUAGAUUACGUUCGAAGUUUAUCACCGGAUUCACAUACCAACUAUUAUCACUUACAGUGUCGAGUUUUCAACACGGCCCUACUUCUGUUUAAACGACCGGCAGUUAUACAGCCUAUGAUUAAUAUGCAAUUCAAUUGGCGCGCCCAAAAAACUCUACUAGUCAUGUCGGAUAACUUGGACACCCCUCUCAUUAUCAAUAAAUUUAGUUACGAAUCCGUUAUGGAAGUCAUGCUUGGAAUGAAAAAGUCCAAAACGGAGAAAGCGGUUGCCAUGAGAUAUGCCAAAUCCUGGCCCCCUUACCGUCAAGAUUUCGAUGGGCUGGAUGCGAAAAGAACUGCCGAGGAUGAUUACUCGCGAACCGUAAAAGCUGGCCAGCUUAUGAAAGAGGCUGGAUAUCCCGAGGAUCACUACGACCGGGCAUUGGGGGCUUUGGGUGGCAAAGGCGCCAACUCUCCUACCAUACAGACCCGUAGUCUUGUGCCACAAGCAUGGAAAGGCAACUCGGAAGAUCGCAACUUGCAUGUUCACUGGGCCAUGUUAGUCCGAGCAACUCGGAAUCCCCAGGAAGCAUGGAAAAUAUUCAUGGACUUUGCCGCAGAGACGGAUAAAGCUCCUAAUGGCCAAGUUUAUGCUGAGAUGUUCAUCAAACUACACAGCCGUCCUCUUCACCCGAACUCAAAAUCACUACUGCCUGGCGACGCUAAGGAAAACUUUCCCAUCCACGAUGCUAACUAUAGCGAGUAUGAGCUGGCUAGGCUAUCGCCUCCCACGAUCCGAGAGUUGUAUGAUCAGAUGAUCAGCUAUGGAGUGAAACCGGAGGGCUACUGUCUCCACGUGCUGUUAUCUAAUGCAGAAUCUCUUGAGGAAGGUGCUCGCUAUCUUCACGAUGCUGGCAUUGAUCCCGUCAGCAUCUCCUCUAUAGCUCUUUUCAAAGAACCAUCUUACCAAGCGCUGCACAAAAUCCCUCUCUUGGUGUUCAAGAGUUACAUUCAACUUCUUUGUAACUUGCAACCUGACCGUCAAGGAGGAAUUAGAUAUUCUUCCGUUGAACUUUAUCGCAUUCGCCAUGCUAUAAAGCUCUCUACCCUUCGAUUGAGACUGGGCACUAGCGAAGGUCAUACUUUUCGACCUCCUUGGCUAAUAAUUUGUAGGGCACUGGCGCGGCCCAAUAUAUGUGUCCUGAAUGGCACACGUCUUGAAAAUGACACCGAGGCUUUGCAAAUGUCUUUGGACAUUUUCAGGAUCGCACAAAAGGCAUCAGGCAUUGAUCUCGACUUUUUUUUCUAUCUCUGCCGCGCAGUUCAAAAAGCCGCUGUAUCACGAAUCCACUAUUGGAGUAGUAUAAGGGAUAGGGGCUUCAUGGAUGAAGCCACAAAGAACGGGCCGUUGGUGCCUUAUCCUGAAACGAUCCAGGACAUUCUCAAGGAAAGCUUUGCUAGCUUUACCUCCCAGGUUGACAAUUCCGAGAACAACUCUGGUUCAUUAUCGGCACCGACAUUUCAGCAAUAUAUCGGACCUGCUCACUUGCACACAUAUAUUCGUACUCUAGCAUUUCUAGAAGACACGGAAGCAAUGAAAGCAUUAUUGCGAUGGAUGAUCAAGCAUAAAGCAUAUAUUAACGAAGAAGCGGAUCGGAUAGAAUAUCGUGGCCACGCAUUGAUUGCCAAGACCUUGUGUGCCUUUCAAGCAUUCGCCGGGCCAAGUCUGAGCGAAGAAGAGAGAGAGGACAUGAGGUUCCAAAUGGAAGCCAGCCUAGACAAUGGAUGUUCCUGGAGAUGGCCUACGUUAGAAGAAGUUGACGCAUAUGUGCAGUCCGAUCGGAGUAGGGGCUCCGAGCUACUACAAAGGAGAAUUUUGGCCAUGUCAUGGCUCCGAUCAUCCGUGGCAGAGGAGUCUCCGUUGGGGAGUCAAGAAACGCCAGCGGCCCAGCAGAUGUUCUCAUAAUAGAAGAAUUGGAAUAUAUCUAGGUACCAUACAUAUGAUACAUAUGUAUGUGCAUCAAUGGAGAUGUACAUGUAAUACUGUACAUGAAGAUGUAACCCAAGCAGUUUAGGUGGAUUCCCGUGGCAGAGCAACAUUGAACGGUUGACUGAUGCAAACAGCAAGGGCACUAUUUUAGUGCCCUAGCUCAGCUUCCUUGUACGAAAAUGUGGCCUUGCAAUUGGCCAAUUCCUUGUGUACAAUACCUUCUGUACAUGCCCAGGGCUAAAUUAGUUACUUUUCCACCCUUUCCUUUCUUCCCGCAAUCCGUCGCGGUCACGACACGUCCAAUUCGAAAACGGCGGGGUCAAUGAUACAGUAGUCUUCAUUCCAAUACUACUUAUGUCUCUUGUUAGUUAAUAGUAAGUACUAAUAUUCAUUGAUUUUAUGCAGU
Molecule: messenger RNA, 3307 nt
Organism: Hypoxylon fragiforme
Lineage: Eukaryota; Fungi; Ascomycota; Sordariomycetes; Xylariales; Hypoxylaceae
Exons: 1
Coding region: 244-2877 (877 amino acids)
Source: RefSeq, a predicted model, not a curated record